AUGGGUAUCCCGAAGUUUUGGGCGCGGGCCACGGCCACAGAGGUGCCGGCGGCCGAGGCCAAUCCAUCUCAUUCCGAUAUCUCGGUUAUUCAUGAUGGCAACCUCGCGUAUACUAUCGAGAAGGCGGAAAAUGGGUCGAAGCCAUCUUAUCAAGAAGCCGCCGGCGCUCCCGUCGAGUCGCACUCUCCGUUGGGAUAUCAUGUUGGCUGGAUAACGGUGAUUUUCCUUAAUGUCAACCAGAUGAUCGGAACCGGCAUCUUCUCAACACCCGGGACUAUCUUGAACAGCACUGGUUCGGUAGGACUUGCUCUUGUCUAUUGGACCAUUGGAUUCUUUUUGGCCGUCACGGGUUUCAGUGUAUAUCUCGAAUUAGCCAGCUAUUUCCCGAAUCGAUCGGGCUCUGAGGUCGUUUAUCUGGAGCAAGAGUACCCUCGGCCGAAGCACUUCUUCCCAGUCUCGUUUGCGGUUUUCUCCGUGUUGCUGUCAUUUAGCAGCAGCAAUGCAAUUGUCCUCGCGAGAUAUGUGUACCAGAUCGCUGGUACUACGGGGACCGAUUGGCAGUUAAAAGGUGUGGCGAUCGCUGCCUACACCAUAGCGACUCUGUUCGUGGUCGUCCACAAUACAUACUCGCUUUGGCUAUCAAAUUUGCUCGGAUUCGUCAAAAUCCUAACCCUGAUCUUCAUCAGUAUUACCGGCCUCGUGGUGUUGGGUGGAAAUGUUCCCCACAUCUCCGACCCGACCGUCAACUUUCGCAACGCAUUUGAAGGCACGACAUCCAAUGGCAACGACCUCGCUGUUGCUCUUGUCAACAUCAUCUUUUCAUACUCCGGAUAUGCGAAUGCAUUCAAUCUGGUAAACGAGAUCAAGAACCCUAUUCCGACAUUGAAGAGGAAUGGUACUAUUUCCAUCAUCACGGUGGGCACACUAUACAUCCUCUGCAACAUCGCGUACUUCUCCGCAGUGCCUAAAGCUGAAUUCGCUAAGUCUAAGGAAGUUGCUGCGGGCGUCUUCUUCAUAACUGUCUUCGGCAGAGGAAGAGCGGAGCAGGCGUUGAAUGUUCUGGUCUUGCUAAGUGCAUUUGCGAAUCUUCUCGCCGUGGUUAUUGGCCACUCACGAGUGAUUCGUGAAAUUGGACGACAAGGCGUGUUGCCGUGGACUGAGUUCUGGGUAUCCACCAAGCCUUUCGGUACCCCAGCCGGCCCUUACUUUCUGCUCUGGGUGGUGACGUUCAUCAUGAUCGUUGCCCCACCAGCCGGCGAUGCGUUCCAGUUUGUUGUCAGCUUGGCCACUUAUCCGAAUGGUCUGUUCACUCUGGCUCUUUCAGUUGGAGUCUACCUCGUCCGUUAUCGACGCAAGCGUGCCGGCCUACCGAGAACCGAAUUCAGAGCAUGGGACAUCGCCGUCAUCUUCUACAUCCUGGUGCAAGUAUACACCGUCUCAACGCCAUGGAUUCCUCCGAAAGGCGGUCCCUAUGCCGGCACGGUAUCUUUCUGGUACGCCACGUACUGCGUUGUCGGCAUCGCCAUUAUUCUCUUGUGUGGUCUUUACUAUGUUCUGUGGAUGUUCUUGCUACCGAAGUGGGGAGGAUAUAAAAUCCGGCCGGAGAUCCUAGCUGUUGAUGAGCAUGGCGCGAAUACGCAUCGCCUGGUAAAGGUGCCCCUGGAUGAAGUGGAAAAGUGGGACCAGGAACACGAUGAAGCAGGUCGCUUACGACGGAGACGCCUGGAAUUUCUUUGA
This is a messenger RNA of Annulohypoxylon maeteangense, 1737 nucleotides long. RefSeq names its product amino acid transporter. The transcript has 9 exons. Gene Ontology annotation, cellular component: membrane. Bases 1 to 1737 code for a protein of 578 amino acids. NCBI's taxonomy places the organism in Eukaryota, Fungi, Ascomycota, Sordariomycetes, Xylariales, Hypoxylaceae. The record is from RefSeq and is a predicted model, not a curated record. Gene Ontology annotation, biological process: amino acid transmembrane transport. Gene Ontology annotation, molecular function: L-amino acid transmembrane transporter activity.